Messenger RNA from Vitis vinifera (wine grape), 526 nucleotides. RefSeq lists its product as uncharacterized. The transcript has 4 exons. Gene Ontology annotation, biological process: protein phosphorylation. Gene Ontology annotation, molecular function: ATP binding; protein kinase activity. The coding region runs from base 236 to 526 and encodes 96 amino acids. Lineage: Eukaryota; Viridiplantae; Streptophyta; Magnoliopsida; Vitales; Vitaceae. The record is from RefSeq and is a predicted model, not a curated record.
GGCUACUGGGAAAAUGACACUGCUUUUUAAAUUUUAUUUUCGAAAACAUUUUUUUUAAAUGAAUUAUUUUUAAAAAUAUUAAGAUAUUAUUUCGUAUUUUAAUAAUAUAAAAUAUUUUCACCGAAAGGAAAAAACAAAUCAAAUUACCGAAAAAACAUUUUUGGCUGAUGGAUGCUUUUUUGCUGUGAAGGAGGUUUUGUUGACUGAUCAAGGACGGGCGGGCAGCAAAGUAUUGAUGAACUUCAACAGAUUAUGCAGUCAAAAGCAAUUUCAUAUUGAUCCAGCCUGCAUACGUGAGGUUCAGGAGAUCUCUCUUUCAAGUCAGUUCCAACAUAAGCACAUUGUUCAAUAUUAUGGCACAUUCAAGGGAUAUCUGGUGGAUGUAAAUGGAACCGUGAAACUUGUGGAUUUUGGAUUGGCAAAGUUUUGCAAAUUGAACGACAUAAAAUCUUUUAAAGGGACUGCAUUCCGGAUGGCCCCUGAGAUAUCUUCCUCUCUUGCAUUCCUUCAUUCCUUGAUUUCUUAA